AUGGAAAACAUCACUGUCUCUUUUUACUUUAACCUAACCAUGUUCAUGAACAUUGGACAUUACCUUUAUCCAGCCUUUGUCUUUUGCCUCCUGCUCUACAGCUUUAUUGUGUCUGCUAAUCUUGCCAUGAUAAUUAUAAUAUUACGGGAGAAAACACUACAUGAGCCCUUGUACAUUUUCACUGCAUUUUUAUCUGUCAAUGCUCUGUAUGGUUCCACUGGUUUCUUCCCCAGAUUCCUCAUGGACCUUCUGUCUGAUACUCAUUUCAUCUCUCGUCCUGCUUGUUUUACUCAGAUUUAUGUUAUUUACACAUAUGUUUUUUACGAACUGACCAUUCUGAGCAUUAUGGCAUAUGAUAGAUAUGUUGCUGUUUGUCAUCCUUUACAUUAUCACAGAAAGAUGAACUCUAAAACUGUCUACACUUUGACAUUUUUUGCUUGGGUCUGUCCAACCUGUUACCUUACAGUGUGCAUUAUUAUGGUUGUCAGGCUUCCUCUAUGUGGUAACAAUAUACAGAAGGUAUACUGUGCCAGCUGGAAUAUUGUAAAAUUAUCAUGUGUUACCAAUGCUCUUUACCUUAUUGUUAUUUCUGUGGCGACCACAAUUCUAGCCUCUUUUUUUUGUGGUUUUAUCUUGUAUACUCAUCUGAGAAUUGUGAUUGCUUGUUGGAAGUCAUCAGAGGUCAGAGGAAAAGUAUUACAGAGCUGUCUUCCACAUGUUAUUUCAUUUCUGAUCUAUCUCUUCACAUCAUUAAGUGAUGCUGCUCUGAGUCGACAAAAUCUUAAAAAGAUUAAUCCAUUUGUGGUUAUAAUUGUGUCACUAGAAUUUGUUAUUAUUCCUCCAGUUGUAAAUCCUCUUGUUUAUGGCCUUAAAUUACCAGAACUUAGAAAACACAUCUUCAAGAUAUUAUGCUUAAAACCUCAAACAAAAAAGAUUUCCUGUACAUUACCAGAGUCUACUCUGAUCAUGUGA
This is a messenger RNA of Epinephelus lanceolatus (giant grouper), 972 nucleotides long. Its product is annotated as olfactory receptor 51E1-like. The record is from RefSeq and is a predicted model, not a curated record. Gene Ontology annotation, cellular component: membrane. Gene Ontology annotation, molecular function: olfactory receptor activity; G protein-coupled receptor activity; odorant binding. NCBI's taxonomy places the organism in Eukaryota, Metazoa, Chordata, Actinopteri, Perciformes, Serranidae. Gene Ontology annotation, biological process: detection of chemical stimulus involved in sensory perception of smell; G protein-coupled receptor signaling pathway.